GCUAACACACACACAGACUUGCCUUGCAAUGCCAUGUUUGUGCAUGUGUUUCUACAACUGAGAAGGAAACAAGGAGCCUGCCUGCCUUGCUGACUUGUCUGAUGUUUUCUUGUUUCUGUUUCAGCAUUCAGGAUAAAUCCUUCAACACCACAGCUUUAGCAGAAGAUGAUGAUAACAAAGAAAAUUAUCCAGACAACACAGCUAUCUUAGAAGAAAGGUGGCCGCCUUUGCAAGAUACUCAGCAGCAGAAGGAGCAGGCUUUGAAGCCUGACAUGGGCAACUUAAAGCUAAGAAAACCUAAGCCUGUCUCAAAGUUAGAAAAUGGAAAAGACCACGAGGAAAGUCAGAAUUCUUUGUUGAAGCUACAAGCCCUCGAAACGGAUCUGUGCUCUGCGUUUCUGCCAACCCAGGAGGAAACUCCCCAGCUGCCAGCACCCAAGGAUCCAGCCCCUUCAUCAGUCCAAACCAGUGUGCAAGCUGAUGGGGCCAGUAGUGGAGACCAAUAUCACUUCAUUUCUCCUAUUAUUGAUUUUAGUUUAAUGCAUCAGCAGAGAGAUAGUGAAGAGCCUUUACCAGCCCACAGAGACUGGCAGAAUGACAUGGACAGCAGCCCACAAGAACAUCUCUCCCUAGGAGCCAGUCGAUUGCUGUAUCACAUUACUGAUGGAGACAAUCCUCUUUUGUCACCACGCUGCUCUAUCUUUAGCCAAAGCCAGAGAUUUAAUUUAGACCCAGAAUCUGCCCCUUCUCCACCAAGUGCUCAACCUUUCAUGAUACCAAGAAGUUCUUCUAGAUGCAACUGCGAAGAGUGCAAAGAACCCCAAACAGUAGCACAACUUACCAAGCAUCUUCAGAGUCUCAAGAGAAAAAUUAGGAAGUAUGAAGAAAAGUUUGAGCAAGAAAAAAAAUACCUGCCUUCACAUGGUGACAAGACUUCCAAUCCUGAAGUUCUAAAAUGGAUGAACGAUUUGGCCAAAGGUCGUAAGCAGCUCAAAGAGCUGAAACUCAGAAUGUCAGAAGAGCAAAACUGUACCUUCAGAGCAGGCCAAAGAAAGGACAGUAGUGAAAGUGCUGGGACCCCCAUAGAGACUAGGACACAGGAGGCCACAAGCAUGGAACCAGCUCCUUCAGCAGAAGAAACCAUGGACAGUGUAUUGAGACAAUUAAAGGAGAAAAGACAACACCUCAACAUUCCUGAGACUAUUAAGGUAACUAAACAAGAAAAGAGUCUAAUGAAACCUCUUUAUGACAGAUACAGAAUUAUCAAGAAACUUCUUGCAACUCCAUCACUGAUCACAACAAUUCAGGAAGAAGAAGACUCAGAUGAAGACCAUUCUCAAAGCAGCCAUGAGUUAUCAUCUGGUCCAAUAUCUUGCCUCCCUAUUGAUGAGCAUCUGUGUUACUCUCAGGAGGAGAGUGAGCCUGCAUAUGUCUCACCUCCAAAUGAAAAGAAAACUUUAAGACAAGCAGCCUUAUCUAUGUCCAAUUUACAUGAGGCAACCAUGCCUGUUCUGCUUGAACAUCUCCGAGAAACAAGAGCAGACAAGAAAAGGCUUCGCAAAGCUUUAAGAGAGUUUGAAGAACAAUUCUAUAAGCAGACAGGAAGGAGUCCUCUAAAGGAAGAUCGUGUACCUAUGGCAGAGGAAUACUCAGAAUACAAGCACACAAAAGCCAAAAUCAGGCUCAUAGAAGUUCUCAUCAGUAAGCAUGAUGUUUCCAAAACAAUUUGAAAUCAGUACAAUGCAGUGGUAUCAUUCUCUAGCAAAUCAAACAAACAAUAAUGGAAAAACAAAGUGGUAGUUUUAGAGGUCUUAGUCAGCUGCACAAUUAUUUGACAUGCUGAGAUCUUUUGAUGCACUUUACCAAUUCUAAAAGCGGGGAUGAGGGAGGACAGCAAUAUAUGAGAAUAUUAAGAAUGGGUGAGUGAACUAUAUAUAGAAUAUAUAUAUAUUUUUUCACUUUAAAGCCUUGAAGUGCACUGUGAGAAUGUUAGAAAUUAAAAGGACACUGAAGUAUUGUUGACUCUGUUUGACUUGUUCCUAGGUUUAAAAAGUGUGAGGAAAUGUCUCCAGGUUAUUAGUACAUCUUAGAAUAUACUAACAUACCACAUGCUUUUAUUUUUUUUUUUAAACAGAAUUAACAUGCAGUAUAAAUAAAACUAUAAAACUAUAACUAUUGGUUCUCAACGUGCUGAUUGGUUCACUAGAUUAAAAGAAACACAAGCAAGUAAGUUUAAAACAAUAAAUUCUGUCUUUCAAGACGGAGCUGCCACUUAAUUCCAGUACAUUCAAGGGAAAAAAAUUGACAGGAUUUAGAGGAAGGAGGCAUGACUGCCAAAUGGAAUUACUGUAUUUCAGAAAUAAGAGAAAGACUUGGCAAAACAAAACAUUUGAAGUUUACCAGGAAGAGAUUUAGCAAACGUACUGGAUGCUGUCUUUUUCAUUAUGGUUCACAGGACUUGGCUUAUGGUACGUAAAAUUGAGUAAAUAGACCAACUAUAUGCUAAUUUUUAUUUCCAUACUGAAUUUCUGCACUUUAUUUUGCCUGAUGCUAUGAUGUUUGCUUUUCUGAUUACCAAAGCUUGUUUAGAAGCAUGCACUUUGUACAAUGUCAAGUUAUUUAUUUCCUGUGUCAUACAAAUUGCCACAUAUAUAUAAAGACUAGAGUAUUGCAUUAUGCUAAGAUAUUUUGGAUAGAUAAAGUAAAGUACCUGGCAUAUAAUUGAGUGUCACAGUUAUCUGAUGAGGAACACUAGACUUCUUGUUUACUAUAAAAAAGAUUAUAAAGAAGAUAUUUUUCCAUUCAAAUGAUACAUCUUUCUUAACUUUCAGAGCACCAGACUUUGUAAUAUUAAGGAAAUUUUCCCUCUAUUUGUGAUAAGUCAUUGGUGUGAAUUGUUAACAGAAGGAUUAUCAGCGUUUUUGUACUAGAAAUGAAAAGCAGGGAUUCUGGGAAAUACUUAGCCCAGGCAUAAAGAAAGGAACAAUGAGAGAAGAAAAACAGGGAUGUGCGUAAGUUGAAACGUGUUUUGUGUUUUGGUUUAACUGUCAUUUUGUAUUGGCCAUAUAUUAUAAGGAACCUGUUUUAUAUCUAUCUUGGUAAGAAAUUUUUCAUUUUAUAAAGCCUAUUAUGUGCCAACCACGUUUGUAUUUAUAUUGUAUGUGAUGAUGGGGCAUGUUUUUGAAGACGUACACAUUUUCAAGUAGCUUGGAGGAAAAAGUAUGAUGACUAUAAAAGGAUGUUUUUAUUUCUCAGAAGUUUGUUGUUUCAGUGUACCAAUUUAAUAAUUUGUAACUCAAAUUUUAUGAAUCAGAAUGGUCUCCUUCAUAAAUCUGUUUUAAUUAAAGUCAUCUAGAGCAACAGGAACAGAUACAGAGCUGUUUGAAGUUUACAAACUACAUCUUUGAUAAGGGAAAAUGAUUUCAUGACAUAUGUAUACAAUUGAUAUUAAAACGUAAUCUAUAUAUUCUAUAUGAUUGUAUAAUAUUUUAUACAA
Messenger RNA from Centrocercus urophasianus (Greater sage-grouse), 3496 nucleotides. RefSeq names its product family with sequence similarity 13 member C (gene FAM13C). Lineage: Eukaryota; Metazoa; Chordata; Aves; Galliformes; Phasianidae. Bases 102 to 1730 code for a protein of 542 amino acids. The record is from RefSeq and is a predicted model, not a curated record. The transcript has 12 exons.